UUUACUGUAAGAACGUCAUUUCUCUAAGCUGUCCAGUAAGACAGAGAGCGCAGAUAUUCGCGUUUGUGCCGUUAUAGUAUUGUCCCUUUCGUUUCGGCGACUUGGGACAACAUCGACAUUAUUUUAGUGGUGUUGUAACAGUGCGAGCGGCAGGUUGUACUUGUGCUCUUGAAGAACGUCAUUUUUUACGUAAUAACGUUAUUGCCGUCGACAAUGGUGUUUCCACAUACCUCAAGAGGCAAAAGAAUUUUGGCAUUGAUUGACAAGCAUAAUAAUUCACCCAUUGAAGAGGUUACGCCUAAUGAUACCAGCGAUGAAAAAGCUAACCAAACAUCAUACGAGGUGAAAAGUUUACCUAAUGAGAGUAGUUCUUCUUGCAGCUCGUCACCUAAUUCAAAUUCAUCAGCUGAUUCAGACUCAUCAGAUGAAACGUUUAUUGAAGAUAGUGAUGAUUCUGUCAAAGAUCCGAUGUAUAUUCCACCUGAGCAACUUUUUCAGCAGAAACGUGCUGAGUUCAUAGAGACAAUUGAGUGUUCAACUCCAUUACCAUCUACUUCAACGGCAGAUAGACUCAUAACUCUUUCUGAACCCCCUCCUCUCCCUUACCAGCGUAGUCCUGAGUCGCUAGUUGAACAGAGAAAUAAGAAUUACACUGCAACUAAUUUCGAUAGCGUAAACCCAUUGUCAUCAACUUCAAUAGAAAAUAGUAUCAAAGCUUCAUCUCCUGCAAGUCCGAAGGCAAAAAAAGGAAGAAAACGCAAAAGGAAUGAAGAAAAUUGGAAGAGAAAUGUAAACAAAAUGCUGCGAAAUACUGGUAAAGCUUAUAAAAGUGCUAGCAAUAAAAUAAAAGAAGAAAGAAAAAUUAAAGAACCGUGCGGAGAUAAAUGUCGUUUACAAUGUAAAUCUAAACUAUCUGAAGAUGAAAGGAUGUUAUUAUUUAAGAACUACUGGGCGUUAGGUGAUAACAAAAAACAAUGGGAAUACAUUUCAAAGAGUAUGUCAAUCAUUACACCAAAAUAUCGUUACAUUCGUGAAGGAGGAAUAAGAAAACCUCGUAAUAAGAAUCACGCAUUUCAUUUUAAGUUACCCGAUAAAUCAGUGAGAGUUUGUAAAAUAUUCUUUAAGAACACCUUAGGUAUUAAUGACCGGCCAAUUCGCACCGUUUUAGAAAAAGAAGAUCAAGUGGCAAAUUGUCUAUUGGCUGAUGACAAGCGCGGUAAACACGACAAACAUCCGCGGGUUGACGAAGCAAUCAAAAAUGGCAUUCGUGAAUACAUAGAUGCGAUACCAAAAAUCGAGUCUCACUAUACAAGAUCCAAUACAAGCAGAGUUUUCAUAGAUGGAAGUAAAAAUAUAGCCGACAUUCACAAAGACUAUGUGGCAAUUCAACAAAAAAAAAUUUACCUUUCGGCAAUUAUGUCCUUUUUUACAAAAUAUUUACUCAAGAAUUUAAUAUAUCUUUUUUUAGCCCAAAAAAGGAUAUGUGUGAUGUGUGUGCUGCCUUUGAAAACUCUGAUAAUAAAGAAAACCUAA
Molecule: messenger RNA, 1533 nt
Organism: Melitaea cinxia (Glanville fritillary)
Lineage: Eukaryota; Metazoa; Arthropoda; Insecta; Lepidoptera; Nymphalidae
Exons: 4
Coding region: 214-1533 (439 amino acids)
Source: RefSeq, a predicted model, not a curated record